UCAUGCAGCGAAUUGCUUUGCCUCGCCUACAACAUGUAGUCCGCAUUCUCCCACGAGCCUCGCCGGUUCAGCAAAGACGUUUCAUCAGGAGCAGACCCGUUCUCGCACGUCCGACUCCACCUCAAUCAAGCCAACAACCUCCACAAGUCGAGGUCGACAAGGACGCAAUCAAGACCACCGUCGCCGAGACGAAGGCACCAAAAUAUGCCGUCGUCAUCUCCGGCACACUCGCAGGUCUCCUAGGCCUCUACGCUGUCGCCCUGCUCCUCGCCGCCGUCAAACCCUGCGACAACCCAGCUGUAUCAGAUCCAGCACAACAGAAAGAUGUCGCCGCACGCUACGACAGCACGGCUGAUAGUUUUGAUAGUGAAGUCGGCUUCUCAGAGAUCUUCAUGGGCAUCAACAGCAAGCGGAAGUGGAUCGCGAAUCGCUGCUUGGGCCACGUACUCGAAGUGAGUUGUGGCACGGGUAGGAAUUUGGGAUACUACGAUAUCUGGAAGAGUCCGGUUGGAAAAGUGGACAGCUUGACAUUUGUGGAUCUCAGUCCCCAGAUGGUGGAGGUCUGCCAGAAGAAGUGGAAUAUCCUCACGGGGAGGAAGCUGCACAAACUCAAGCCGGGCUUGAUCGUGCGAUUCGCAACGGCUUCAGCACUGGGUGAGAUGCCGCUGGCUCCGACAACGCCAACACCCAGGAAGUAUGACACCGUCUUCCAGACGAUGGGACUGUGUAGUACCGACAAGCCGGUGGAGUUGCUAGUCAACAUGGCUCAGUACCUCAAUACCGACAACCCCAAUGCUCGCAUCUAUCUUCUGGAGCAUGGUCGAAGCCAUCGUGACUGGAUGAACAACAUCCUCGACAAGUCUGCUGAAAAGCACGCCGAAAUUCACGGAUGUUGGUUCAACCGCGACAUUACCAAGAUCGUCGAGGAAGCCGCCAAACGCACUGGACUGGAGAUUGUCGUUGAAAGACGACAGCACGUCGGCACGACUCUCUUCUUUGAGCUGAAGUCCAAGACGGUCACGAAGUCGAAGACCAUUUCUCCCCCGCCAGUGGACGCAGAGCAGGAGAAGAGCAAAGGCUGGUUCGGCUUCCUCAAGUGAACUGGCCUAUGCCGUACCCAGUCAAACGCCCACGAUCCUGUCGCCUUCCUCCGCCUACAGGUCCGCAGAAGACCUCCACGCUCACCGCACAAAGUCGCCCAAAUCCUUCCUAUCACACAUACAAGUCAUCAGACAUCGCCAGGAAUCUUGGCUGACUUCGUAUCACAGAAUCUCAACCCUCCACUUGCAUGGACUACGAGCCAUGUCUUGACUUCGUUGCUGGUACGGAG
Zymoseptoria tritici IPO323 is the source of this 1330-nucleotide messenger RNA. RefSeq lists its product as uncharacterized. Lineage: Eukaryota; Fungi; Ascomycota; Dothideomycetes; Mycosphaerellales; Mycosphaerellaceae. The record is from RefSeq and is a predicted model, not a curated record. The annotation marks the transcript as partial. The transcript is spliced from 2 exons.